UUGCCGUGAUUUUACAUGAAAAAAAAAAUAUUUGUGAUCCCAGCUCAGGCCAUCCGUUCCACAACUUCAGGUAUUUAAAAUUCAUUCCUCUUUGUAUUUUUCAGCUUCAACUCCAGAAAAAAAAAUAUGACGACAUCGCGUUGAGUGUUUUCUUCUUUAGGCCCAAGCACCACCUCAUGGAUUCCUUAAGAGCUACAAUUAAAUCUGUUUGUUGUAUUUGGAAUUCUUACAUCAUGGGCUAUAAACGAAUUCAGUCAUGCGAACUUACGCUCCUGAGAACAGCUCAGAGACAACAUGAAAAGCUAUGUCUCUUGCUCUGGGUCUUUUUGUGGCCCGAUUAUUUCGUUUACUGCAUCCUCUUCUACUCGUAAUUGGUAUAUCUCUUUUGGGUAAUGCGUUAGAUGUAAAGAACUCCUACUGUAAGUGCGAGGAGUUUCCAAUCGAGGAUCGGCCGUUUGUAGCGAUAUGGAACGCCCCGACGGGUGGAUGUUCUGUCAAUUUUAGCAUCAACAUCAACUUGAGAGACUUUGACAUUCUGGAAAAUCCGAAACAAACUUGGAAUGGAAAAUAUGUGACAGUAUUUUAUAAUGCACAACUGGGAUUAUAUCCUUAUUUUACAAACGAGCAGGGAACAAACAGCUAUAACGGAGGAAUGCCCCAGGUAAACAAACGAAUAUGUCACCCUGAUUAGUUUGUGGUUCAGGUCAUUUAUAAUUUUAAGCUUGGCUUAUUUAGCAGCAAAAUUUUCUGUUUAAUGUGAGAUCUCUUGAAAAAUAAUUGAUUUGGCACUUAUAGUAUUAAUCAUAUUUCAACUUUUAAUUGUUUCUUACAGCUUAAGUAAUGUUAUAACCUCCAGUCACUUUUAAAUCAAUAUAUCAUAUUUGUUUACUUUACCAUUCAGUAACUAUUAAAUUCCCAGCUUGAACUAAAACGAAUAUUGUGUAAUGUUUAAUGUAAUUUUUUUUUCUCAGCUGAUAGAUUUAGCUGCACAUCUAAGAAAAAUGAAAAGAGACAUCAUUAAAAAAAUUCCAGAUCCAGAUUAUAGUGGCCUUGUCAUAAUAGACUGGGAAGGAUGGCGCCCGACAUGGGAGAGAAACUUUGAUUCUAAGCGAAUUUAUCAAAGUAGAUCAGUGGAGCUUGUCCAAGACAAACAUCCAGAGUGGUCCAUGGAAGAAGUCAUUGAGGAAGCAAAAAAAGAAUUUGAAAGAACUGCUCGGGUAUUUAUGGAGAGUUCUAUCAAGUUAGCAAGACAAGUCAGACCUAAGGGAUUAUGGGGCUUCUAUGGGUUCCCUGACUGUUUUGGAUCAAAUGAAACAAAUUACCGCUGCUCUGAUGAUGUGAGUAAGAUCCAUCAUUAAAUAAAUUCCUUGUUGCACAUGGCAAAAAAAAAGCAUAGAGUAAUGAAACCAAGUUUAAGAUAGCAGAUAUCUACAAUGUAUUUGGGUGUUAGUAGUUUCAUUUACAAAAUGUAUUCAAGAUGUUUAUUUUCAAUGUGCCACAAAUAUCUCAGUAGUACAAGUUAGAUUUAGGUAAAUAGUCUUCAACGUAUCACUAAGAUUGCAAGCAAUUGCCUAUUAUUAUUAUUAUUUUUUUAACAAGAAUAUUCAGGUACUUUUGGUGGUUAACCCUUUGAUUUCAUGCAUGACCCAUACAGAAUUUCUCCUUACAAUAUAUCUAUACAAUACGAAGCAGGCAAGUGAUGAGAAUAAAGAAAAAUAUCAACUAGGUGGUGUAUUAAAAAUAGUAAUUCAAAUGAUGUUUUUGAUUUGUUAAUGUGUGACAAACUGUGACAAUUAGUUGGUAAUUUAGUGUUAAUCUCCCAAAUCAGCAUCCUUAAUCCCCACAGAAUCAACAAGCGCUUUUCAUUCAACUAAUGUAUUCCCAUUUUCUCAUCACCAUAUUCCCACCAAUAGCGUAGCUCCACUUUCUGCAUAUAAACUCAUCCACAACCCACAAUUCCUCUAAUUGCUCUGAUAAAGGGCUAAUGCUCAAAUUUAUGUUUUCAAUUCAGUGGUUAACACUAAAUUACCUGCUAUACUCUCCCACCGAUGCAGCACCACAGUUUCUUUAGAAACUUACCCCCUUUAUUAAUGUGAAAAUUAGUUGUCUGUUAAAUUUUUUAGAGAUUGUUUUUCAUAAAUUAUUUCACCAUUAUUUCAUUUUUAGCACCAGGAGAUGAACAACAAACUCAAGUGGUUGUUUUCAAGCAGUAUGGCACUGUACCCAUCUGUUUACAUUUACGAUCAACAGUCUUGGAAUAAAGCUUUUACUUAUGGGAGACUAGAGGAAGCUAUUAGACUGGCAACUUGGGUGUCAAAGGAAAAUAAGAGAACAGUUCCUGUGUUUCCUUAUUUCCGUCACCUAUAUGAAGGAAAACCAUUUGAGUUUGACUACCUUACUCUGGUAAGAAAUUGUUCAUUUUGCAUCUAUAUCUCUUGCUAACCCAGCUUGAGGUAUGUACCAUAAGUUACAGACAAAGCUUUUCCAUCAGGAUUUAUGACCCAGGUGCGAAGGCGUGGUUAAUAAAUCCUAACGGGGAAAAACCAGGUACUGUAACUUACAGCAGACCCAGGUGUGAAGGCGAGGGUAAUCAAUCCUAACGGGAACAAAUGAGGUACUGUAACUUACAGCAGACCCAGGUGUGAAGGCAAGGGUAAUCAAUCCUAAUGGGAACAAAUGAGGUACUGUAACUUACAGCAGACCCAGGUGUGAAGGCAAGGGUAAUCAAUCCUAACGGGAACAAAUGAGGUACUGUAACUUACAGCAGACCUAGGUGUGAAGGUGAGAGUAAUAAAUCCUGGUAGGAAAAAACUGUAACUUACAGUAAGAACUGAGAAAACAAGGUUAGUAAGAUAUUUGUCAUUUCUAAAUAGAGAGGAAAGAUUUCAAUUUAAACAAACUUUUGACCUUGGUGGACUGUGCAGUGAGUUAUGGCCCACUAAAUUGACCAAUCCUAGUGCACAUAGCAACUGAGAGAUAUACUUAUUCAUUUUACAGGCCUUAACUCUUUCACUCCCAAGUGUGACUAGAUAUGACUUUCUCCUUAUAAUAUUGAUACAUUUUCAAGCAGAAAGGUGAUUAGGAGCUAGUGAAAAGUUUUAUCAAUUGCAAGAAAUUGUUUGAUUGAACACCAACUUCUCAGCGCUUAGAUUAUAAGAAGCUGUAACAGACAUUGUUAUGAAUAGAUGUUUAGAUCUUGGGAAUGAAAGGGUUCACUAUCUUUCCCAAUGGCCACUGUGGGAAAUUAGGUGGCCUGAUGGUUAGCACUGCCAGAAUUGGGGUUAAGAAGUCCAGUUUUAAGAUGUGGCCAGGUCUCUGUGUUAUGUUUGUCACAUUCUUGACUGUGAUUGGAGGGCAAUCAAGGAGACACCAUUUAAAACAAAAUGCCAUGCUAGUACAGUUACUUCAGAUUUAUUGCGAUCACGCUUAAUAAAAUGGAAAGCAGUGGAAGGACUGAAAAUGAAAGAAAUGAGUAGUUUGUUUACACAAUGACCAAACAGACAGAGAGAAAAAACAAAAGUAGCAUGGAAAAUAACAAUGACUUGCGCUGUCCAACUCUUAGGAAGCUAAAUACAAGGUAUCUUUGUAAUCAAAAUUCUGGUAAAUCAUUCUUCCCACAUCUUUCUGCUGUCUAUGAUCAUGUGCAAAAGUUGCACUUAGAUUCUUCAAUUACCAUCAACAUAAACCUAAAACACUCAAGCAAUGUUGCAAGGAAAGACAUUUUUUCCUCUCACAGUGCCUCUCUCCAACCAGGAGUAAAAAACAAGUACUGGCAAAUCGUCAGGGAAAGCUGAUUAAAUGCUGGGGUAACCAGGGGUGGACAAGCAUCCCAUCCAGGGGUGGGGUGGGGGGGAAUACUCAUAGUUGCUUAAUGCUACAAAAAGUGGGUUAAGUGCUGCCUGGAUGGGCCACUUUUUCUAUUUGUCUACCUUUUUCUACCACAGGCCACCAGGCCAAACCCUAGUUCUGCUAUUUAUAGCUAAGCUCGCAGAGCGUAGCCCCAUAAUUAUACAAAAUAGUAGUAACCCAUCAAGCCGAAAAAUUUGGAUGUACGACCGUACGACCGACCGUACAAGGUGCUAUUUUUAGCGUGCGCGGCCAACUGUACCACGGGCACUAUCUUAUAAUCAGUCCUCUACACGGACACGGAGAAGUUGCGAAUGAAAAUCCAUUAAUAUUAUCACGCACUUUAUCCAUAGUAGGGGCUUUAGUUUUGUUGAAGAGACCUGCGAGAAAAAGAAAAUGCGAGUUCCGCUUUUAGUCUUGCCUAAAUCUAUAUAUCACCCAUGCAAUCAUAAUAAACUGCUGUAAGUCCCCUCUUAACUCCAGGAACCCCACUUAAUUAAACUACUGCCUUAUCCUUGCAUUGCCAUGUCAUGUGACCUCCAUGGCUUCUGUGUGAUGUUUGCAGGUUGAUCUACACAAUACAAUUGGCCAAGCAGCUGAUAUGGGUGCAGCGGGUGUAGUCAUGUGGGGGAACAGGCGUGAUGAGAACACCUCUCCUGAAGUUUGCACUCAGCUCAAUGACUACAUUAAAACAAAACUUGGUCCUUACUUUGAAUCUGUAAGGCAUCGAACAGAGGUCUGCAGCCAGAAAAAGUGUAAAGGUCGUGGACGGUGUGUUGAUAGUCGACUCAUUUCAGCAAGAUGGGUGGCUGAGGAGCCACGGUUGUAUGCACCAACUUGUAAAGGAUCGCCAAAGCUAUUUUCUCCAUUCAUACGGCAGCACUCCUCUUACCACAACCAUCGAGGUAUAAAAUUGUUUGGCGUUAUCUAUUUCAAAUGUUUAGACUAGCAAAAUCAUGUUGUAGAUUUAGUAACCCAAAUUUACUUGUCUUUAGGCUGGAAUAUGACUGGACUGUACUUAAAGUUUUUUCAAUGUAUUUAAGGUGACCAGGCAAAAACCAAUCUUCACAUCCCGAACAAAAGUUACAGCAAAGGUCACAAUUCGCCAGUGGCUGUCAAAACACACCAUAAACAUGGAUUGAGCUCCAAACAACGAAAGUAUUUAAUGAAAGAGCUCACACUGCUCAAUGCUACAGGAAGCAGGAAGGUGUUCCUCAAAUCUCGUCAUCGUAACUCUACCAAGGACUUCGUGGUUUUCAUGUCCACAUCUGACUCGGCUGUUGAGGUGAACAAAGCUCCUCAGGAUGCUGAUAGAGGAGUAGUAGCGACGAGUGGACUGCACUACCAUGACCAGUUAAAUGACAGGUUAGAUUGAGGAACGUAGAGUAUGUUUGAGAAACCUUAUAAUUUCUCGGACAUUAGAGCCCUUUUUGAUGGAUUGUCGUCAAACCAGAACUAAAGGAAUCAUAGCAGCCAAUCAGAGGAAAGGAAUAAAUCACAAAGAGCCAAUAAAAUAUUCCCAAGAGUAACCUUACCUUUUAUAAACUGAUUUUAAAUUUGCUGAAAAUUCUAGUGCAGAUGCCUUCAUUUUGUAAUUAUCCAGGUAACCUGGCAGCUCAACUGGUGAUUUUUGUAAACUACAUUGAUUUUGGAGAAGACCAUUCUUGCGAUGCAAACCCAGAAAAUCGCUAACCAUUUCAGGUUUCCACACCCUUAGUUCUCUCCUUGGGUGGGUAGGGAAAGGUGUGACUUGCAAAAGUUUUCAUUUGGUCUUUGUAAGGACAACAUUAAGUUAAGUUAUGUGCGUUGCAGCUUAUGAUUCGCGUACAGGAGACAUGUUGCAGCAACAGAUUUCCCUUUUUUGCCUUUGAUGACACGAAACACUUUAUUUGAAUUCACGAAAGAUGUUUUUAGGACAAGAUGAUCGUCGUUUACCAUGCUGUAGAACAGUAUGGAGAAUUUGCAUACCGAUGCAUGUUAGGGUGAAAAGGGUUAAAAACGUGGUAUUGUUAUUUCCGUAACAUACUUCCUUUGCGGCACUCUCAAAGGGGCUUAUCCGUACAACAUGUACCCAAUGUGCUCUUUACCAUUAGGUACAGAUUGUAACGUUUGAUUUUUGAUUUGUUACUUCAGUCCAAGUUUUACUGAAACAGCAUCCAGUAGAGCCAUGGCACCAAGCAAACUGAUGCUUUGUAAUGAAUCGUCACCAGAAUAUACGAACUGUGAAAUCAUGAAAGAAAGUCCAUCAGCGUACAACAGUGGAUUCCAUUUCCCUCACACUUAUGUGGUGUUUAUCUGCGCGUCUCUCGGCUCCGCCCUGCUGGUAUCCACCACUUUCAUUAUGAGUUACUAUUACUGCAAUAUUCGCAAGAAGGUAGAAGAUGAUGAAGAUAUUCCGCGCGGAGACUGAUAACCAGUGACAAAAGUGCCGAAGUAACCCUGGUGAAACUUUGAAGACUGAGCUUCCGUUGAAUAUCUAUCAGCAGUGUUUGGCUGUUCGCCACCAUUGUUGGAAGUUGAAACAAAGAUGGAACGCACGUGAACGAGUACCUUUAAUAAACAACACAAAAUAUCCACUGUUUGCUUAUCAACGGUAGAAAUGCGGCACAGAAUAAUCUUUGUGACUAAAAGACGUAAAUCUGACUUGUUAAUUGUCCUUUGCCAACUGAAGGUUUCAAAUUCCACUCAAAUUCCGCUCUGAUCGGAUUAAAAUAAAAAUACAAUUUAUGACUGAGUUUUUUGCUUCAGCCAAAAGAGGGUGAUUUUGUCAACGAAAGAUUUUCGUGGCUUUUGUGAAAAGAAAAGAAGGUAUUGAUGGGUCGAUUUCAUCUGAACUAGAUCAAUUGCAACAAUUUGUUUUAUUCACGAUCAAGGGAUUUUCCAUCAUCGAUCAGAGGUUACGUUGUCGGUUUUAAACGGGUUGACCAACGACAACCUUCGAUAUUUAGGAGAAGCCUUUGUGGCGACUUCUCGUCACUCCUUUCUGUUUUGACAUUUGUAUUUUGUAAGUUGAACUCCUUUUAGAUAACGGAAAUGGCCAUAAAAAUAUCAGCCCGGCAAUCGGUUUUUGACAUCACAGGUUUUCAAUUUCUGUUUUGCUUACAAUAGAAAAACACGACGUUUGUCUCGAAUAAAAAAAAGAUGCUUUGACAGGAUUAGGAGUUGUGUGUAAACAGAACACCCACAAGUACCAUGCUUGGGAUCAAAAGAGGUCUUGUUGC
Messenger RNA from Pocillopora meandrina, 7067 nucleotides. The record is from the annotation of a GenBank genome assembly. Lineage: Eukaryota; Metazoa; Cnidaria; Anthozoa; Scleractinia; Pocilloporidae.